UUUUUUGCAUAUAUUAAUCAAGCGAGAUUGGUUCAAUUUUCCGACACGCCUGCCCUCGACGCCGGAAAAGAUGACGUUAAGGGCAAAGUCGUUUUCCAAGGAAUUGGCAUGACUAACAGCCGUAGCUAAGCUUUCCGGCACUGCGCCGUCUUUACUUUAACCGAACCGCAGUGUAUUUGCAAAUUGGCAAUUAAGGCACAGGCCUAGUCUGCUGUAAGGGACCAAUUUAGUCGGUCAAUCUAGAACUCAGCCGCCACCAUGAAUUGAAAGCACUGUUUCUCUGGUCGGAUCGAUAGAUCGACUGCGGGGAAGUACCGAAAGAAAAGUCUCGCGGAGCUUGACUUGCCUUAUUAGGCCCGGCGAGCUGCAGGAUGUCGCCAGCAGAUGGUAGGUACGAUAGGAGCACUACCGACAAGUUCAUUCGAUAUUUAGUGGUUAAUUUAUAUACCCUUUGGAUGCCCUUACCUCCAAGAUGUCUUUGAUUUUACGAACUCCUUCUGAGCACAUCUAGACGCGAUGCAUAUUCGCCAGCUAUUGUUGGGGCUCGGUCUCGGCACCGACACAUUUGCUGCUGCAGCACUGCUUUCUGAACCGGGUGAAGUCACCGUCAUACCAUCGUGGGACAUUCAAUCGACCGAGAAAGUCGGCACAGAUCUCGAAGCAUUAUCGCAGCCGGGCGUCGAUACGAAGACAUGGCAUGCGGUCGACAGUUCUCGCUGCACCCUCAUGGGUUGCUUAAUAAAAGCUGGCGUGUACCGCGAGGACGGGCUAUUCUUCUCUAACGCUCUAAAGAGCUUCAACUUGAGCCAAUUUGGGGUGCCUUGGAUAUAUCGGAAAGAAUUCGCCCUUACCCCUGAACCUGGCCAACAUUACCAUAUCCGAACUCAUGGAAUCAGCUCCAGCGGCGAUAUUUAUGUCAAUGGCCAGGAGGUCGUGGCGAGCGAGUUGCAGGCGGGUGCCUAUGUCGGUAAUACUUUCGAAAUUACCGACAAAGUGAAGGAAUCGAAUGCGGUAGCAAUUCAAGUUCAUCCCACCGACUACAACUACAACUUCGCUCUUGGGUUCGUAGAUUGGAAUCCAUAUCCACCAGAUAACGGCACCGGGGUGUGGCGAGAUGUAGAGGUAAAGCAGACGGGCCCAAUCGCUUUGGGACCUCUGCGGGUGAGCACACAAGCCAAUUUGCCAAUUGGGCAUUCUAGUGCUCUCGUGACAUUGAAAACGACUGUCACGAACUUAGAGGAUCGCGAGUACGAUGUUCUGUUAGUAGGGAGCAUCUCCCCAGAGGGAGGGGCUAGCCAAAGCUACGAGAUGAACCAGACCCUUACGGUGCCCCCGAAGCAAUCCAUUGAAGCAGUCUUGGAGACAGCGAUUAACGAGCCUGCGAUAUGGUGGCCUAAGCAAUGGGGCGACCAACCACUUUACACAGGCCAACUGUCCGCGACGGCCGAUGAAACCAUUUCUGACAAGAUAGAGAGAACUUUCGGUAUCCGCAAGGUAACGGCGGAGCUCAACGCCAACAACGACACUGUGUUCUAUGUCAAUGGCUAUCCAUUCCAGGUUGUCGGCGCAGGUUACUCGGCAGAUAUAUUUCUGCGCUGGGAUAGUGCUAAGUUUGCUUCACAAGCCAAGUUGAUGCUCGAUCUAGGCCACAAUACCGUUAGGCUGGAGGGUAAGAAUGAACACCCGGAACUCUAUGAAGUCGCGGACCGUUUGGGGAUAAUGGUCUUACCAGGCUGGGAAUGCUGUGAUAAAUGGGAGGCCUGGAAGUAUAACGAAGAUUUGGCCGUCAAGUCAGAGUGGACGGAAGCCGAUUACAUCAUAGCGAACAAGAGCAUGUCCCACGAAGCUCUCAUGCAACAGGGCCAUCCGAGCAUAUUGGGAUAUCUGGUUGGGAGUGACUACUGGCCGGACGAUAAAGCGGCGGAGAUGUAUUAUUAUUCGCUUCAGGCAGCAGACUGGCAGAUGCCCAUCGUCGCAUCAGCAUCGGAGAGAGGAUACCCUAAGAUUUUAGGGCCGUCGGGGUUAAAGAUGGCAGGACCAUACGAUUGGGUACCGCCAAAUUACUGGUACGAUGUCGAUCCGGCGGAAGAUCGUCUAGGUGCUGCUUUCGGAUUCGGCUCUGAGCUCGGUGCUGGUGUUGGAACGCCGGAAAUUGGUAGCCUAAAAAAGUUUCUGUCGGAUUCUGAUCUAGAAGAUCUUUGGAAGAAUCCGAAUAAGGGCCUUUACCAUAUGUCGACGAGCGUGUCAUCCUUCUACGAUCGGAAAAUCUAUAACGAUGCCCUAUGGAAUCGUCUCGGUGCACCUUCUUCGUUGGAGGACUACCUGCUCAAAGCGCAAAUCCUCGACUAUGAAGCGACGAGGUCUCAAUUCGAAGGGUUUGCCGCUUUAUGGAAUGCUGAAAGGCCUGCGACAGGCCUGAUAUAUUGGAUGCUGAAUAACGCCUGGCCGAGCUUGCACUGGAACUUGUUCGAUUAUUAUCUACACCCCGCUGGAUCCUACUUCGGGGCCAAGGUCGGUGCAAGAAAAGAGCAUGCCGCAUAUGACUAUAAUGGGAAGCUGGUAUACUUGAUCAACCGCUCUCUAGACCAAGAUGGACCGAGGACAGUAGCAGUCCAGGUCAUUGACAAGAACGGUAAAGAAGUUUACAAGACCCAGAAAGUUAUCCAGACCGAACCAAACACCAGCAAAGAAAUCCUGGAUCUGUCUGAUGCUCUCGCGGCGAUCACGGAUGUCGUGUUCCUGAGGCUCAUCUUGUCUGAUGGCGAAGCUGCUGUUAUAAGUCGUAACGUCUAUUGGCUUGCUAAGACGAUUGAUACCCUGGAUUGGGACAACUCGGACUGGUUCUACACACCGGUGACGCAGUAUGCCAAUUUCACAGCGUUAAACAGUUUGCCGACUGCUGAUGUCUCAGUAACGCUUGCGGCGCCCGCGAAGAGAGACAAUUCGAAAGCAGGACAAGUGGUUGUGGUUGAGAACCACUCCAAUGUUCCCGCAUUCUUCGUCACGCUUAACCUCGUAGACGGAGAAGGGAAUGAUGUGUUGCCUGUAUUUUGGUCGGAUAAUUACGUUACUCUAUGGCCUAAUGAGAAACUAGAGCUGCAGGUAGAAGGUGAAGGCGGUGUUUCUGUACAAGUCGUCGGUAAAAAUGUUCGUAAGGCGGAGGUAUUUUUGUAAUUAAUAAUCCUACAAUCUGCUGGGAUAUGGAAUGGGAUAUGAGCGUGAC
This is a messenger RNA of Annulohypoxylon truncatum, 3223 nucleotides long. Its product is annotated as glycoside hydrolase family 2 protein. The record is from RefSeq and is a predicted model, not a curated record. The coding region runs from base 517 to 3174 and encodes 885 amino acids. NCBI's taxonomy places the organism in Eukaryota, Fungi, Ascomycota, Sordariomycetes, Xylariales, Hypoxylaceae. Gene Ontology annotation, molecular function: hydrolase activity, hydrolyzing O-glycosyl compounds. Gene Ontology annotation, biological process: carbohydrate metabolic process. The transcript has 2 exons.